AAUUUUUAUUUGUGUUUUUUUGGUAAUCGAUAUUAUAUAUGGUAACCUCCAAUAUUAUCUAUAUCUAAAACAGUCGGAAUAUUUUCUUCUUUCCCUUUCAAAUUUCAGUCGUAACUACGUACUGGCUAGGUCUUUCUAGUUAAGAGCAAGUGCUCUUUGCUUUUGCUGGUAAUGGAAAUUAUGAUGAUGAUGUUGGGGACGUUGAAGCAUUUCCACCUUGCAUUGCUUGUUGCGACCGGCGGUUUUGCUCUUGUAGCUUAUGCCCAAGAUCAAGCAGGGUUCAUCAGCAUAGAUUGCGGCCUACCAAAAAAUUCUAGUUACGUUGAGAAGACAACAGGCUUGUUUUACAUUUCAGAUGCGGAGUUCACAGACGGCGGCGAAAGUGUUUUCCUAUUGCCAGAUAACAGAGGCAAUUACCAACAGCAGAUGUGGUCUCUCAGAAGAUUUCCGGAAGGAAUCAGGAACUGUUACAGAAUAAACGUUACAAGUGGGGUCAAAUAUUUGAUCAGAGCCUCCUUCUUGUACCGGAAUUAUGAUGGUAAAAAUACUCUGCCCAUAUUCGACAUCCAUCUUGGAGCAAACUUGUGGGAUACGGUAAAUGUAACCAACGCAAGCUUUAGUGUAGUGAAGGAGAUAAUACAUGUACCUCCCCAAAACUACAUCCAUCUUUGUCUCGUGAAAACGGGCUUUUCUUCUCCAAUUAUUUCCGCAAUAGAAUUGAGGCCUAUGAAUAAUACUGCUUAUCAAACUCAAAUGGGGUCUAUCGCACUAGUCAACCGCUUCGAUACGGGUACAGUUGAGAAGGCAUACAGGUAUCCUGAUGAUAUUUAUGAUCGCUUCUGGGAUCCAUAUAACCCCAAUAAUUGGACUAGUUUAUCAAAUAGCUCGCUGAUCAGAAAUAUCCGUGUUCGCAAUUCAUACCACCCACCAGCAAUUGUCAUGAGCACGGCUGCCACGCGCAAAAAUAUAGAAGAUUCAUUGGACUUCUGGCUCCCAAAUGACGAGUCUAGUUCCCAAUUAUAUUAUGUAUACAUCCACUUUGCGGAAAUUGAGGAUCUCAAAGACCACCAAAUCAGAGAAUUUAAUAUUUCUUAUGACGAUGUAGAGGACUGGUAUGGACCUUUUUCUCCUAAUUAUUCACGAACAACCACUGUAUUCAGUCCUAUAGCACUGGAGGCGGGACGUCGUAUUUCAAUCUUUGCGACUCGUAACUCAACCCUUCCACCCAUCGUUAAUGGCUAUGAGGUUUAUAAAGUUAAAGAGUUCUUACAAUCAGAAGCUGACCAAAAUGAUGUUGAUGCAAUUACAAUACUGAAGUCAACAUAUGGAGUAAAAAGAAACUGGCAAGGAGAUCCAUGUACCCGUGAAUAUUUGUGGGAAGGUCUAAGCUGUAGCUAUCACGAUUUUGAAGCUCCUAGAAUUAUAUCGUUGAACUUGUCCUCAAGUGGAUUAACCGGAGAGAUUCCUCCUUCUGUAUCCAAUCUCAAGAUGAUUCAAAUUUUGGAUCUAUCAAACAAUAAGUUUACUGGAUCACUGCCAGACUUUUCUCAGUUGACAAACUUGACGGUCUUAAACCUGGAGAAUAACAUUCUCAUAGGUUCAGUUCCAGCUGGACUCGUAGAAAAGUGGAAUAAUAAUAUGCUCUUAUUAAGUGUGUGUGGAAAUGAAGAUCUAAUUUCACCAGUCUCUUGCAAAAACAAGCAGAAGAAUAUGGCUAUUAUUGCAAUAGUGGCAUCAACUGUUGGAGUUUUCGUCGUGUUAUUAACCGUUUCAGCAAUUUGGUGGGGCCUUAGAAGGAAAAGACAGCAACUUAUUGCACUAUCAUCCACCGUUGAAAAUGGAUCACUGGAAUCAAAGAAACAACAAUUUACAUACUCUGAAGUACUCACAAUAACUAAGAACUUUGAGAAGGUUCUUGGUAAAGGCGGAUUUGGAACAACUUACCAUGGCCACCUAGGUGAUACUCAGGUAGCUGUAAAAAUGCUGUCUCCAUCCGCUGCUCGAGGACAUCAACAAUUUCAUGCUGAGGCAAAUCUUCUAACUAGAGUGCAUCAUAGAAACUUAACAAAACUGGUUGGAUACUGCAAUGAUGGAACUAAUACCGGGCUUAUCUAUGAGUACAUGGCCAAUGGAAACUUGCAAGCACGUCUCUCAGAUGAGUAUUCAAAAAUCUUGAUGUGGGAAGUUAGACUUCGAAUUGCAUUGCAGGCUGCACAAGGACUGGAAUAUCUUCAUGAUGGUUGUAAGCCUCCAAUAGUCCACAGAGAUGUGAAAUCCACAAAUAUCUUGCUAAAUGAAAAUCUUCAGGCCAAGCUAUCUGAUUUCGGUCUAUCCAAAACAUUUUCAACUGAUAGUACUGAUAAAUCUCAUAUAUCAACCACAGUAGUUGCUGGAACUCCAGGGUACCUUGACCCCGAGUACUACAUAUCAAACAGAUUAAAUGAGAAGAGUGAUGUUUAUAGCUUUGGGGUAGUAUUAUUGGAGAUUAUUACAGGUCGACCUGCCAUUUCUAAAUCUCAUCAUGAUCGGAGCAUACACGUCAGUAAUUGGAUUACUUCCAUAAUUAGAAAUGGGGACAUUAAAAGAAUUGUUGAUUCAAGGUUAGAGGGAAAUUUUGAUAUAAACUCAGCCUGGAAAGUUGUUGAAUUAGCAAUCAACUGUGUCUCUUCCAAAUCCACCCAAAGGCCAUCCAUGAGUCAAGUAGUGAUUGAACUAAAGGAGUGUUUGGAUAAAGGAAUUGCUUCGACAGAGGAGAGUGGCGAUAUUGAUUGGAAAGACUCCAUUGAAACGUGGCCUUUGAAUCCAAUCACUCAGCUGAGUCCCUCAGUUAGAUAGGAUUUGUGGCUGUGUAUGAAGCACUCGUUUUGUACUGAAAUAUAUUAAGCAGACUAGAUGGUAAAAUCCUCAUGACAUGAUGAUCAUAAUGCAUAAUUUAAUUUUUCU
Messenger RNA from Ziziphus jujuba (common jujube), 2943 nucleotides. Its product is annotated as probable LRR receptor-like serine/threonine-protein kinase At1g05700. Gene Ontology annotation, molecular function: protein kinase activity; ATP binding; protein binding. Bases 172 to 2835 code for a protein of 887 amino acids. Lineage: Eukaryota; Viridiplantae; Streptophyta; Magnoliopsida; Rosales; Rhamnaceae. The record is from RefSeq and is a predicted model, not a curated record. The transcript has 14 exons. Gene Ontology annotation, biological process: protein phosphorylation.